AUGAAACGUUUCGAUUGCUUCAAUUUGCGCUCCUUUGGCUUUAGCUUAGCCUCUCUGGAUGCGCUGCUAGCGUUGAGCAUUCUAAGUCUAAGCAGCUAUCAUUUAUAUUAUGACUUUAUGGACUUUACAUUCUCGCAGCAAACUGAUGUGCAGAUUCUAAGUCCUUUUGGCACAUUUGUAGCUACACUGGUUGACUAUGUCUUAGUGCACGAAUUCUCGCAGGCUUUCUAUAUGAUUCUAACUAUAACUGUUUGGAUAAAGGCUUUAAUUAAUUUCGUGGUAGCAUGCAUACUCAUCGAUGGCAUUAAACAGCGUCGUCUCAUUUGCAUUGCGCCCUGGCUUAUCAAUUCGUGUGUAUCCAUGCUUAUUGAAAUUGCUAUAUUUGUAAGCUUGGAACUCAAAAUAGAUGAAGUGGAUGCGUCCAUAGAUCGACGCAUAGCACGCAGCGUGCUAUUUGGCGUAUUUUUAGUUAUAAAUGCGCUGUUCACAUAUGGAAUAUAUGCGCUUUAUCGCUCGUUAAAGUCAACAACAAAUGAAAAUCGUGUGAUGCAUGAAAGCAUUGAAGAAACUUCGGGUAUGUUUCAGCAUAUCAAAGUGUAAAAUAUUGGGCAGGACAACGAACAGCAAGCAAGCUUAUUUAGUUGGAUUUUCCAAAACUAUGUACAAGCAUUUCUAAA
This is a messenger RNA of Drosophila busckii, 677 nucleotides long. RefSeq lists its product as uncharacterized. The record is from RefSeq and is a predicted model, not a curated record. NCBI's taxonomy places the organism in Eukaryota, Metazoa, Arthropoda, Insecta, Diptera, Drosophilidae. The coding region runs from base 1 to 600 and encodes 199 amino acids. The transcript has 4 exons.